Molecule: messenger RNA, 460 nt
Organism: Symsagittifera roscoffensis
Lineage: Eukaryota; Metazoa; Xenacoelomorpha; Acoela; Convolutidae
Product: sex-regulated protein janus-A-like
Exons: 3
Coding region: 24-377 (117 amino acids)
Biological process (GO): peptidyl-histidine dephosphorylation
Cellular component (GO): cytosol
Molecular function (GO): protein histidine phosphatase activity
Source: RefSeq, a predicted model, not a curated record
UAAACUUAUUAAAUAGCUAGACAAUGAAAUUAGAUGAAAUUGAAGAUGUUGAAAUUGACAAUGAAGGGAAAUUUAAAUACAUCCUAAUUAAAGCCAAAGAAAAAUCUACGAAAUUGUCCAAGCUUCUUGUGAGAGGAUAUGCAGAGUGCCCAUAUCAUGCAGAUAUUCUUGAAAAGACUGAACAAAGUGUGAACUCGUCUGAGAUUUCACUCUCUUGUCCCGGCGGAGGAAGGAUAGAGCGAAACAACUAUGAAAAGACUCUCUUCGUCUUUGGCUACUCACAGGGGUUCGGACAAGCUGACCACUCAAAAACUGUAUCUAUCUUGAAAAAUAAAUUCCCAGAUUACACUAUUGAAUACUCGAAUGAAGGCUAUUAAAACAGUAGUUGGCUCGACUGAAACUUAGAUAGUUGUUAAAAAAUUUGUACUUGAUGUGAAAUUAAAUGUUUUGAUAGAAAUUA